GAGUACACCUUCAACUUUCUGCUGCAUCAGCAACCACGCCCUCUUCGGCGAAUAUUUGGUGAAUAAGGCAUCUUGGAGAGCGCUUACCACAACAGAUCACUACUCUGAUCACCAUGGCAACUAACUUCAACCCAGACCAACAAUGUGAAGGAAAGGAGUGUCAAUCAAUCACAGAUGUGACUUACUAUGUGGAGGAGAAGAAGAGACUGUGUGAUGACUGCGCCUCUAAAGAAGGAUGCAUCGCUAGAUUUAAAAGGGGUGUACCAAAUAUUUAUUGUGAAGAACAUGAUGAAAAGGUAAAAUUAUAUUGUGAAAGCCAUGGCAAACCAUUGUGUGCUUUUUGUGCAGUAGAUCAUUUAGACCCAUGUGUGCGACAAAAUAUGGAUGUCGCAAUCGUAGACCUUCAAUCAAAACUUGCGAGCAUAAAAGAAAAAGGGAGGGACAAAUUAAAAGAAGGUCGUCUUUAUGAAGAUGAAAUUUACCAAUGUAUGAAAGACACAGACACCAUUCUACAAGCUUUGAAAGAUGAAGUUAAUUCGAUAAUCAAGGAGGCGAUCAACAUAGAUAAAGUCAAGGAGAAGAUGGAGGCUGAAAAAAUAAACCAAGAUUUUGAUGAUCAGAAUCAAGUACUUCAAGAAGAGAUUAUGAAGAUUAAUGAGAAGAUCCGAAAGAACAACGAGGAGAGAGAGAAACAACUUGAUUCAAUCCAUACAAAUGCACAGAUUAGACAAAGACACAUGGACAAUCAAAAGAUUUGCCUUGAUAGAGACAUUGAUAACAUUGUUAAAGAGAAGGAUAGGAAGAUCACAGAGUUGAUGAAAUCAUUACAGGAUUACACAAAAACAAUAGAGAAUGCAAUACAGACCAUAGAUACAGUACUAGAAGACGAUAAAAACAUUGUUAAAGAUGGUCAUAGUGUGAACAUGCCAGUGAGUGAUAAACUAAAGAAACCACUUUAUAAGAAUGAUGUGAAACAAAUCACCGAUAGAAUAUCAUGUGUGAGGUUUGUGAAGAGUGUUGGGAGAGAGAAGUAUGAUGGUAGGAUUGGUGGGUAUGAUGGCGAGUGGAUGCUUAGUGAUACAAUCAGUGUCAAAGAUAAAUUCACAUACCCAUAUAUUGUCGGUUGCAUAGAUGAAUGUAAUGUGAUCAUCACUGACUGGGUGUUAGGUAACCAGCAUACAUACAUGUUAGAUAUGAACACUAAACACAUCCAGAGAGUGAUAACAGGUACUGAUGCAUCACGUGUUAUCUCAUGUACAUUACUAAAUGAUGACAAGAUAGUAUGUGGUAGAGCCUGUAAAGGUUGUACAGGGAAAUGUUUGACUGGAUGCAUCAGUGUGUAUGACAGACAAUGGAUGCACAUCAAUGACGUCACAAUACCAAGAAACACAACGCACGAUAUCUCUUGGGUGGAUGUAGCUGUUGACCGUGAUGGGAUGAUCAUCGCUACUGAGUGGGGUCAGUCUAAGAUACACGUCAUCAACCCAGCUGAUAGUAAGAUCGUGAAUACCAUCAAAUGUAAGCAGAAAGUAGUGAUGCGAGGUGUGCUAUCAUCAGGUCACAUCAUCGCUCAACCUUACCCUCUUGUUAAGAGAGUACUUAUCAUAGACAGACAGGGUGGUAAAAGGGAAAUCCCCCACAGUGAUGUCAUCUUGAAUGUCAGUGUUGAUCCUAUAACAGACGACCUGUACGUCGUGACAUCAGAUGAUGAGUACAAUACGUGUAUGAUUGAUCAGGUGAUGAGAGGGAAUGAAGUGAAGGAGAGAAGAGUGACGUCAUUCCCUCUAUCAACUAGACUGACUGGUAAGGAUGAUAGGUUGAAUCACCUUUCAUUAUCUCGUGUAAUGAUCUCAUCAUCAGGCAAGAUAAUUGCUUGUGAUGGAGAUAGUAUUCUCGUCUUCGAAAAGCGAAUCACAUUCUAAACGAUGAUAUGUCGGGAUCAUUCACUAUGAUGAAUAUGAGACACACUGACCAGAAUAAUACCAUCUUUGGAUAAUUGAAAUAUCUGU
Messenger RNA from Lytechinus pictus (painted urchin), 2009 nucleotides. RefSeq lists its product as uncharacterized. The record is from RefSeq and is a predicted model, not a curated record. The transcript has 2 exons. Gene Ontology annotation, cellular component: cytoplasm. The coding region runs from base 114 to 1922 and encodes 602 amino acids. Gene Ontology annotation, molecular function: ubiquitin protein ligase activity; zinc ion binding. Gene Ontology annotation, biological process: protein ubiquitination. NCBI's taxonomy places the organism in Eukaryota, Metazoa, Echinodermata, Echinoidea, Temnopleuroida, Toxopneustidae.